AUGGCCGAUUUAAACAGAAAAGCACCAGAGACUAUUGACUCUCCGCUAUUGAUCGGACUUCCCGAGGGAACACCACGGAUUGAAUAUACCAAUAUGGAGGACAUUAGGUGUCUAGUGAAUAAAAGGGCUCAACUAUGCUGCUUGGAUUCUUCCAAAAGCGAAUUUAUCAUAGUUAUAAAUAUACCACAUACGUUCCUUCAAGAUUUUGAUAAUGUCUAUCCGGAUAAAGGACCAAGAAUAUCUACCAAUCUUCGGGAUAGAGUCUUUAUUCUCGAGACUAUGGUUGGCAAAAUACAUGAAAUCGCAGCUCGAGGGCUUGAGGGAUAUCUUAGAGAAAAGAUUAGAGAUAUGAAUCUCAAUUAUAUCACUACCCGUUCCGGAGAAGGCCGGGCAACCAGCGAUACUUUUACCAAGGAGCCUGAUGGAAGCUUUACCUUACUGGACCGCGAUUGGCCAAUAUUAGUUAUUGAAGCCGGAGUAUCUGAAUCGGAGGCCAAAUUAAAUAUUGAUGCUCGUGGAUGGCUAGAAUCACCAAAGCCAGAAACGGAAGUCGUUAUUAUAAUUGAAAUUAAUCGACAUUCUCCGGAAAUUACCUUUAAAAAAUGGGAAAAAUCAUCUUCCACGCCAGAGAGAGGAACAUGCUCCUACCACCAACCGGCGAUAUCGAACGAGAUUGUCCACGCCAAGUAUCAGAAUGAUGUGGCCGAAAUUACUGGCGAUAUGGUUAUCCCAUUGGCGAAGAUAGCCGGCCGCGGGCCGCAAAAUUCCAACGAGAAUGACAUCACUGUCACAAAAGCGGCAUUUGAAGAGAUAUGCAAGGAAGUGUGGGCAGCCCAGAAGUUUCUAAAAUAA
This is a messenger RNA of Trichophyton rubrum CBS 118892, 852 nucleotides long. RefSeq lists its product as uncharacterized. The transcript has a single exon. The record is from RefSeq and is a predicted model, not a curated record. NCBI's taxonomy places the organism in Eukaryota, Fungi, Ascomycota, Eurotiomycetes, Onygenales, Arthrodermataceae. The coding region runs from base 1 to 852 and encodes 283 amino acids.